AUGGCCUUCCGCAAGACCAGAUUUUACGCCAUUAUUGAACUGCCUCGCCCGGUCAACUGUCUCAUCGCGUUUGCCUCGGUACUCCUCGGCGGUUGGCUGGGUAUUCACAGUAUCCCCCCUCCCCUGCUUUUUGCCGCGCUGUCUGCCGCCCUCAUCACUGCAGGGGGCAACGCGCUCAAUGACCUGUGCGGUAUUACCGAAGACCGCAUCAACAAACCACACCGCCCACUCCCUUCAGGGCGUUUAUCCCCCAGCAUCGCACGCCUGGAAAUGGGUGUUUUCCUCCUCGCGGGUAUUUCCCUCGCCUUCUCUUUGCCAGGGCCUGCCUUCGCCAUUGCCCUCAUCGCCGUCACAAGCCUGAUCUUUUACAAUACCUAUCUAAAACGCGUACCUCUCAUUGGCAAUCUCACAGUAAGUGCGCUCGGCGGUCUGGCAUUUCUCUAUGGAGGCGCCGCCGUUAAAACCCUAUCUGCUCCAUGGCUUAUUGCGGGUUUUGCUUUUUUAUUUCACCUGGGUCGUGAACUUCUCAAAGACCUCGAAGACAGUGCGGGCGACCGCCAGUUAUCGGGCGGCACUGUGCCCAUCUUUUGGGGCGAAAAAAUCGCGCGCAUUCUGAUCACCGGCAUCUUUACAAUCCUCAUCAUUACAACCCCCUUACCCGCGCUCCUCGGCGUUUACAGCUCGAUUUAUCUCAGCCUGAUUCUCCUCCUCAAUCUCUUGCUCAUCUUCGUCCUCAUCCGCCUCUGGCAAAAAGACACACUCGGAUACCUGAAUAAACUGCUCAAGUAG
Geodia barretti is the source of this 789-nucleotide messenger RNA. The record is from the annotation of a GenBank genome assembly. NCBI's taxonomy places the organism in Eukaryota, Metazoa, Porifera, Demospongiae, Tetractinellida, Geodiidae.